This is a messenger RNA of Plasmodium gonderi, 912 nucleotides long. RefSeq names its product GrpE protein homolog, mitochondrial. Gene Ontology annotation, molecular function: protein homodimerization activity; adenyl-nucleotide exchange factor activity; protein-folding chaperone binding. The record is from RefSeq and is a predicted model, not a curated record. The transcript is spliced from 2 exons. Gene Ontology annotation, biological process: protein import into mitochondrial matrix; protein folding. The coding region runs from base 1 to 912 and encodes 303 amino acids. Gene Ontology annotation, cellular component: PAM complex, Tim23 associated import motor. Lineage: Eukaryota; Apicomplexa; Aconoidasida; Haemosporida; Plasmodiidae.
AUGAAGUACGCGAAUUUUCUGAAACGAGGGGUAAGUUGCAGAGCCCCCCUAAACACAUCAGGGAUGCAGAAAGUGCUAUUUAGAAGAUACCACUUAACCAAUUUGUACCCGAAAGAGUCCUAUGCGGGAAUGAUGAGAGGGCGCUUGUUCACAAGUGGAUCGGGCAGGCAAGAUAUACCGGACCGGGGUAUGGAAGGGCAAAAUGAAAGUAGUAAAAGCGGAGGAAUUAAUGAAAGCAACAGAAAAAAUGGAUAUAAGGAACAUAAUGAGAAUAGCGAACAUGGAGAACAUGGUGAACAUAACAAAAACGGGGAACACAAUGAACACAUGAACAGAGCAGACAAUACUGGGAACAGCACGGGAGAACGACAGAAUGAAGAAGCAGAAAGAAUAAAUUACGAAAAGUUAAACAAAGUAGAUUUAAUUAACGAAAUUAAAAAAGUAAAGAAAAAUAUGGAAGAAAAAAUUGUGGAUAAUAAAAUUUUAAAAGAAAAAUAUCUGUCCGUGUUGGCAGAAAAUGAAAACUUGAGAAAUCGAUAUAUAAAAGAAAUUGAAAACAGUAAACUUUAUUGCAUCAGUAAUUUUGCAAAGUCCUUAUUGGAUGUUGCGGAUAAUUUAUCACUUGCCAUUAAAAAUAUUAGUGAAGAAUCCUUAAAGCAGAAUGAAGAAAUUCAUAACAUAUACAAAGGAAUACAAAUGACAGAAACCAUAUUGCAUAAUAUUUUUAAUAAAUAUGGAAUUGACAAAUAUGAUCCAAUAAAUGAAAAAUUCAACCCUCAAUUCCAUGAAGCACUUUUUGAAAUUGACGAUACUACUAAGGAAAAGGGAACUGUUGCGACAGUUGUGCAACAGGGAUACAAAAUAAAGGACCGAAUUUUACGAGCUGCCAAAGUUGGAGUUGUUAAGAAUUAA